This is a messenger RNA of Prorocentrum cordatum, 4058 nucleotides long. Lineage: Eukaryota; Dinophyceae; Prorocentrales; Prorocentraceae. The record is from the annotation of a GenBank genome assembly.
AGAGCGUUUGGCUCAAGGUCUUCCAGCAAUCUUCCGAAGCCAGCCACAAGCGCAGGCCUCUCCCGCCGGCCGCACGCCCCCCGUCGCUCGAGAUGCAGCGGGAGAGCAGCAUCAAAAGGAGCGCCUCCCGCGGCAACGACCCCGAGAUGCAGCGGGAGCACAGCAUCGGGCUCAGGCAGAGGGGGUCUCAGCGCACGGACGCGAGGCUGCGCAACGCCUCCUUCUGCACUGUCGCCUCCGACGGCAACGCCCUCGCCCGCACCCAGAGCGAGCUGCGGGCGCGGCGCGGGCGGGAGGUGCACGAGGAGAUGCCCACGUGCGGCCGCGUCUCCCUGCGCGCGAGCCAGCUCGCGGCCCGGCACCCGUGCAAGGCUCUCUGCUCCUGCUGGGCUGCCGUCAUCGCGAUCACCAUGGCAGGUAUCCUCUCAGGGGAGCUGGCGUUCUCCGAGGAGGGGCCGAAGGACUGGAUGGUGCUGGGCGACGUGCACUCCCAGGCACUGGACGCGAUUCAGCUCGCGGAGGCGGAGGUGGACUGCAUCCCGGUGAACGGAACCUGCCCCCCGCUGUCGACGCGCAGCCAGCCCAACAGUGGCCUGCUGGGGUUCUCCAUCAUCUACCAGGCCGACGAGGGCGCCGAGAUGUUCACCCCAGAGCGCCUGCAGCAGGCGUGCAUUGUGGAGCUCGGGAGGGAAACAGAGCACUACCCCCGCUUCUGUGCCCUCCGGCCGGGGGCGCUGGAGCUCGCCGCCGCGGAGGGCCGCGAGCUGCGCGGAUCGGACUGCCAGGCCCAGGCUCUCUCGGUGGCGCAGCUCUUCUACGGCCACGACGGCGGCGCCACGGCGGACUGCGCGCUGCUCGGCGCGGCGCAGGUGGCCGAGACGAGGCAGAGCCUGGAGUCCAUGCUGGAGGACGACGCCGCGCAGAAGCUGCAGGCGGGCUUCUACGUGGGCGCCGGCCCGUCGGGCCGGCCGAGCUGGGGCCGCACGCGCUCCGUGCUGGGCCUCGGGUACCCUCUGGAGGGCCACGGCGGCGCCGGGCCGGGCAGCGAGGCGCUCCUCACGGCCACGGCGGAGUUUUGGGAGCAGCUGGAGAGCGACAUGCUGGAGCACUUCGGCAAGCGCCACGCCCGCCUCCGCACGGCCUUCUGGGAGGAGUGGAGGGCCGGGGACGUGGAGGUGCUCUUCAACUCCCAAGCGCUCGGGAAUCUGGAGACGGCGAGGGUGGUCAGCUCUGACAUGAGCUGGCUUCUCGUAUCCAUCCUCUUCGUAUGGGCCUGCCUCGGCUGGCGCACGGGCAGCCUGUUCUUGGGCACGGUGUCGCUCUUGCAGAUCGUAUUCUCGAUCCCGGUGGCGUUUUUCUUCUACCGCUUCGUCUUUCAGAUCACGUAUUUCCAGCAGCUCCACGGCAUCCUGAUCUUUAUCAUGCUGGGCAUCGGCGCCGAUGCGGUAUUCGUGUUCUCGGACGCGUGGCAGCAGUCCGAGGAGCUCAUCACGGGGCAGGACCCGCAUCAGCCCCGAACCGAUGAUGAGCGGAUCGAGGACCUGACGGCCCGCCUGGCCCUCGCAUACCAGCGGACGAUGAUAAGCGUGUUCAACACAUCGUUCACCACCGCCGUGGCCUUCCUGGCGACGGCCAUCUCGCCGAUCAUGCCCAUCAGGACCAUGGGCAUCUUCGCCUGCCUGCUCGUGCUGUCCAACUACGUCUUCGUGAUCACGCUGACUCCCUCGGCGUUUGCCGUGUGGCAGACCUACAGGGUAGACCUCUCCCGCUGCUGCUGCUGCCGUCGGGGCCGACCCGAGGCGACCGCCGAGGAGCAGGCGCAGGCGCGGCCCUCGGAGGCACCGAAGCCCUCCUGGCUGGCGCGCUGCUUCCUGCUCGCCCUCGGGCGGCCUGCCGGGGCUCUGGUCAGCCUGCUGCUCCUCGCCGGCUGGGGCGGCCUGAACUGCUACUGGGCGGCGCAGCUGGAGCUCGUGGGCGAAGAGCAGUCGGGCGACGUCCGAGGUUGAGCUCGUGGGCGAAAAGCAGUCGGGCGACGUCCGAGGUUUUGUGGGCAUUUUCGUUGGUGAUCGGCGGCUGCCCAUCCUCGGGAGGCCUGCCGGCGGCUGCGCCUCGCCGAGGGCGUUCCAGGGGUGCCCGAAUCGCCCCAAACGGCCGCCGGAGGCCUGACGCAGUACCAGAAGACCACCAGGCGUCGGGAUCGGGAAAGCUGAUGGCGAAAAACAUAUCCGUAUCCGUAUGGGGCGUUUUUUCGCGGAUGCCCCGCGCAGAAACGGGCCAGUGCGACCGAGUACCCGCGGGAUCGCGCCCCGGAAUCCAGACCGCGAGGGCGCGGAUACGGAUCUGCUCGCCGUUCGUGAGGAGCCGCCACCAGAGAUGUUCCAGUUCUUCGGCAAGGAGCACAUGCACUCGCGGGUGGCCGAUCUCAGCGGCAGCGGCUUCCUCGCAGGUGGCGCUGACGACUACCUCGUCCUGCAGUUCUCCUUCGGCAUCGAGGGGGUGGACCGCAGCCCCAACAGCAGCGCGUCCGUGGACCCGUGGGCCCCGCACCUCUUCUACGGCGUGCCCGUCUGGGACGGCGGCUUCGACCUCGGCCAGCCCGCCGCGCAGGAGUUCCUCCGCGGCUUCUGCCAGCGGCUGCGCGCCGAGGCCUGCACGAGCUCGGGGUGCUCCGAGGGCCGCCUGGUGCAGCCCGACCCGAGCGCCGUGUCCUGCUUCCUCGAGGAGUUCGAUGCCUGGGCGGGCGGGACCUCCCUCGAGGGCGAUGCCUUCACGUCCGAGCUGCAGGCGUUCCGGAGCACCCAGGUGCCUCGGCGGGUCCUCAACAACCAGGCCACCUGGGAGAAGGGCAUCGGGUUCGUGGGCGGGGAGCUGCGGUACGUGGAGGUCCAGGCGAUGCUCACGGUGAAGAGGGGGCAGCCUGGCAGCGUCAAGGCAGAGGUUCUCGACACCGUCAUGCGCUUCCUAGACCGGGAGAGAAGCAGCGCACCUGCUGCGGCGGGCGAUGCCCUUCAGACCGCUGGUCCAGAGUGGGUGUUCCUGGUGAUCGAGCAGACCCUCGUCAAGGGCCUCUUCGAAGGUUUUGCCAUCUGCUUCCCAACGGCAUUCGUGGUUCUGCUGCUGGCUACUGGUAACGUGCUGGUGGCCCUCUACGCCAUCAUUACGAUUGGGGCCAUCGUGAUGUCCGUUCUCGGGUGGUGUUGGGCUAUUGAGGGCUGGUACCUUGGGAUCUCUGAGUCCAUCGCGGGCGUCAUCGUCAUCGGACUGGCGGUCGACUAUGUGAUUCACCUCGGCCAUAUGUACCUGGAGGUGGGGCAUCUCGGCUAUGAGACCCGCGCGGAGCGGUGGGAGAUGGCCCUGAAGAACAUGGGCGUGACGGUGCUGGCCGGUGCAGUCACCACGCUGAUGGCGGGCCUCUCGAUGCGUUUCUGCCAGAUGGUGUUCUUCCUGCAGAUGUCCACGCUGAUCAGCGUCACCAUCGCCUACUCCCUGCUCUUCACGCUCUUCUUCUUCAUGUGCCUGCUCCGGGUGGCGGGCCCCGAGCGCGAGUGCGGCGACAUCCGCCGCCUGGCCCUGCGCGCGUGCGGCUACGCCCGCCGCAAGCAGGGCGAGGAGGCGCCUCCGCCAGCAAUGUAGCGCAGCCGCCCUCUCGGCCAGUUCAUCUCCUCGCCAACAUGCCGUUUAUUCGAGGCAGGGAGGAGGAUCACAAGUGUCCCUCUGCCUCCACGUCUCCGCGAUUUCGGGCACGCGCUGCUGCGGCCCCAGCGCCCCGCGCCUGUUGGCUCGAUCCUUUUCGCGAGGCCGUCUGCACCGUCGCAGGCCUGCCAUCUGGCCAUUGCCAGGUCCGUUCGGAUCGGACCCGAGCGGGUGAUCUGGGGAAAGGUCAGCCACCUGCGAAGUCUGCGGCGUGUAGCUGGCUUCGGCCGACGCCGGGCACUCUCCUCGAUGCACUGGCCCCCCUUCCGUGUCGGGCGGCGUCGGGAGAACCGCCUGCUCGAGCCUGCUUCGCUAGCACCCCUCUUUGCGACCCCCUCUUUCGUCGGACCCGAUGCAUCAGUCAC